GAGGGAAGGAUGGGAAACAAGCUUGGCCACCCCCGAGCUGCGCCGAACGGCCAUCUUGCAAAGUAUGAAGAGGCCCACAAGGAAGUGGAAAUCUGCGGACAAACUCUGCGUCAAGUGUCAAGGUUCCGAACCAACAGGGUGCAAGAAGCGGUGAUGUUGUUGUUCGCACUGGGUGCAAGCACGAGGGCAUCUUUUGGGGUAGGCCGCAAGAAGGCGGGGAAUCUGCAGAGUGAGCAAGCUCAGCAGGGGAUGGGUGAUGGAUAGUCUUGAGCAAGAAGACGUGCGGCCACCUUAUCGUGUUCUCGUCAACGGAAGGACGAUACAACGCAGGGUUCUGUAGCGGCUGCAGCCUCCAGGCUCCAUGGAGGCCCGCCGCUCAGAAUGCCGUCUUUCAGCGGCGGACGAUGUCGACCUCGACCUCUCACCGGCAGCCGCAAGUAUCGACGCGGUUCCCGGAUUUCGCAGCUCCACCCGAGCUGCUCGGAAUGGCCGUCUCGUUCGUACUCCGUACUCCGUACAAGUAGUAUGAUACGGGGUGGAGAGAUCCAGGAAGAAGGUUGGAAAUCCUUAGCGAGCGUACCCAGCCGGAGAGACUGGUGGGUGAACGUCACAUCAGUUACAGAGGCGGCCACCCCCCGCCUGCACGAAAAAUGCUCGACUGUGCUCUCUUUACCACGAAAAGCCUGAUUCGGGGCAUCAGAUCAUUGCUAGCUCAUUGCCCGCGCGGGCAAAUGUAUCGAUGGCAGAGGCGCAUGAUGCCGCGCUGGAUAGCAUGC
Messenger RNA from Ectocarpus siliculosus, 776 nucleotides. The record is from the annotation of a GenBank genome assembly. NCBI's taxonomy places the organism in Eukaryota, Phaeophyceae, Ectocarpales, Ectocarpaceae.